This is a messenger RNA of Frankliniella occidentalis (western flower thrips), 3593 nucleotides long. Its product is annotated as lysosomal alpha-glucosidase. Gene Ontology annotation, molecular function: carbohydrate binding; alpha-1,4-glucosidase activity. The record is from RefSeq and is a predicted model, not a curated record. Gene Ontology annotation, biological process: carbohydrate metabolic process. Lineage: Eukaryota; Metazoa; Arthropoda; Insecta; Thysanoptera; Thripidae. Bases 232 to 3099 code for a protein of 955 amino acids. The transcript has 14 exons.
CUGCAGCCGGCCGGAAGCCGAUACGGGCCUGUUGAUUUGUUUUUGUAUUGUUGUUGUUUUCAGUAGUGUUGACAUUUCGUGGUCUGUGUGCUCGGUGCAGAGGGAGUUACAGGGCGGAUAAGUGCGGUGAUUUUCCCAGGCUUCGUGUCGAAGCUGUCCCGCUGGCCAGCCAAGUUGGCCAGCUUCUUCCCAACUCAGUCGAAUCCAUGCAGUGUUCGUGUCCCUUGAGAUAUGGGUGUACCAAGGCGCACUGUAGUCAAAAUCCGUCCGUCCCAUCCAGAACUUGGCGUAAUGUUACCAAACCCCCCAGCUGACCUCAGGACUUCACCUGCCAGAGUGUGGUCAGGAAUAUGCACUGUAAUCAAAUAUGUGGUCUUCUUUUGUCUUGGCAUGGUAGUUGGUGCUGUGUUCCUUCAGAGUGAUAAUGUUCAGAAGGGAUGUUUUGAAAGCAUGGUUGCUGUUGGCUUCAGUACCCAUCGUAGCCGUGAGAUUUGCUACAAAAACCAACCCAGUUAUUCUAAUGGUCCCCUGACUAGAUUUGACUGCAUGCCUCGCAAUGCCAAUGCGCAAGAUUGUAAAAAGAGAGGAUGCCUUUGGGAUGAAUCAGUCCAGAAUGUGCCAUAUUGCUACUACCCAGAUAAAUAUGGGUCUUAUUCUAACAUGAAUGUGACUGCUCAAAAUGGCAAGAUUAGUGCCUUCAUGCAGAGAAAAAUUAAGUCUCAAUAUCCUGAAGAUAUUGAUCUUCUCCAAUUUGAGGCUUGCUCUGAAACGGAAUCCAGACUACACAUAAAGAUAACAGAUGCAAAGAGAGAUCGAUAUGAACCCCAUUACCCUGAAGUGCCCCAAGUUCAAUGCAAAUCAUUUGAGAAGAGUAAGUUUCAGGUCAAAAUAUCUGAAAAUAAAAUGGGCUUCAAAGUUCUACGUUCACCAAACAAUGUCAUAUUUGAUUCUGAGGACAUUGGUGCUCUGAUUUAUGCCAAUCAGUUUCUGCAAGUGACUGCAAGAUUUCCCUCAGGGUCUCUUCUCUAUGGCAUUGGGGAACGUCAAAGCCCCAUGAAUAUCAAAACAUCAACUUACCAAUCAUUCACUCUCUGGAAUCGUGAUGUAGCUCCCACUGACAAGGUAAACUUGUAUGGAAGCCACCCUUUCUUGCUGAUUAGAGACAAAUUUGAUGGAACAAAAUCAAAGUGGCAUGGUCUUUUCCUGCUGAACAGCAAUGCAAUGGACAUUAUUACACAGCCAGGACCAUCAAUCACCUUCAGAACUAUUGGUGGUAUAUUGGAUUUUUAUUGGUUUAUGGGAGAUACCCCUAGCCAAGUAACUGAGCAGUACCUUGAAGUAGUUGGACUUCCACGCAUGCCACCAUAUUGGGCUCUAGGUUUUCAUCUUUGCAAGUUUGGUUACGGAUCACUUGAAAAAACCAUUCAAGUUUGGAACCGAACUCGGUCAGCAGAUAUUCCUUUUGAUGUACAAUGGAAUGACUUGGAUUACAUGGAUAGGAACAAUGACUUUACAAUUGGACCAAAAUUCAGCAAGCUCUCUGAUUUUGUUGACAUGCUUCAUUCGAUUGGCAUGCAUUACAUACCUCUCAUUGAUCCUGGAGUAAGCGCUGGAGAAAAGGCAGGUCAAUAUGAGCCUUAUGACUAUGGUCUUGAACUUGGCAUUUUUGUCAACGAUGAAAAGAAUAAGCCAUUUGUUGGAAAGGUGUGGAAUGGUAUUUCAACUGUUUGGCCUGAUUUUACAAACCCAAAAACUCUUGACUAUUGGACACUGAUGCUACAAAAACUACAUCGUCAAGUACCAUUUGAUGGGGCAUGGAUUGAUAUGAAUGAACCAUCUAAUUUCUACAGUGGUACAAUUAAAGGCUGCCCCAAGAAUUCUCUUAACUAUCCUCCAUAUGUACCAAAUGUCAUUGGUGGCCAACUUUUUAGCAAAACCCUCUGUCCAUCUGCUAAACAUUACAGUGGUUCACACUAUGACCUCCACAACAUGUACGGCAUUUCUGAAGCUGUUUUUACUAGCUUUGCAUUGAUGAAGAUUCGCAAUGAAAAAAGGCCAGUAACCAUUUCUCGCUCCACAUUCCCUGGCCAUGGUCACUUUGCCUCUCACUGGACUGGUGAUGUUUUCUCAACUUGGAGUGACAUGAAACUCAGUGUGGCACAAACCUUGAACUUCAACAUGUUUGGUAUCCCUUUUGUGGGAGCUGAUAUUUGUGGUUUCAAUGGCAAUACCACUGCCGAAUUAUGUGCCCGAUGGAGUCAGCUUGGUGCAUUUUACCCAUUUUCUCGGAACCACAAUUCAGAUGACACUAUUGAACAAGAUCCUGUUUCUCUUGGACCAAGUGUGGUAAAUGCUGCCAGGAAAGCACUGAGAAUUCGUUACAGUCUUUUGCCAUACUUAUAUUCUCUAUUUUAUGAUGCUCACAAACGUGGUACCACUGUUGCACGUCCACUAUUUUAUGAAUUUCCGAAUGAUGGCAAUACCCAUCUCCUUGAGACUGAGUUCAUGUGGGGCUCUUGUAUUUUGAUUGUGCCAGUAUUGGAUGAGGGUAAAACUAGUGUAGAUGGAUAUUUCCCGGCUGGCAUUUGGUAUGACUGGAAUACUAAUAAGACUGUGAGAGCUCUGAAACCAUUGACACAAACAAUUAAUGCUCCACUAGAUGUAAUUCCUCUCUUUGCAAGAGGUGGAUGUAUUCUACCUUCACAAGUGCCAAAAGCCACAACAACAGAGAGUCGCCUGACUCCAUUGACUCUAAGAGCUUACUUAGAUGUGAAUGGUAUUGGUUCUGGAAAAGCAUACUUUGAUGAUGGAGACUAUGUUUAUUCUAUUGAUGAGGGAAAAUAUUCUUUGAUAAACUUCACUGUUACGGAGAAAACAUUCACCAGCAGGGUAGUGAAGUCUGGUUUUCCUGCAGUACCACCAUUAAAAACAGUAUUAAUACAUGGAGAGUGUGGAAAAGUUUCAGGCGUAACUGUAAACGGCCAAAAAUGGAGUAAUUUCAACUUUGAUACGUCAUCAUGUAUUUUAAGUAUUGAGGUAGACCUCAACCUCCUGGAGGAAAUAAAAUUAACUUGGCAUACCAGCAGUAUGGAGAACUAGCUGGAAACUUAAUCUAGUAACUUUAAUAGACUGAUUUAUUCUUUUUUUUAGUUUGUCUUUCUAAGCCAAAGCUUUUAAUAUUUGUGGCCAUGCUCAAAGUGCGAGAUUUAAAAAAAUGUAAUACCAAAAACAAAACUGUAAUGAAACUUUUUCAUUAUUGUGUAAAAUGACUUAUCAAAUUGAUUUGAGAUGUCAUGUCAAUUUGACAAGCCAUUUGCUUUUUAUAUUAUUAUUUUUUGUUGAAGUUAGAUAUGAUUUAAACAAAUUUUUUGGAUUAAUGGCUUAAAGAAAUUCUUAUAUUUUGCUCUUACGUUGGAUGUACUUAAGAUAAGCAAUUAUCCUGUAUUAUCCCCAAUGUUUAAAGAGCUGUGUCAUUAUGACUGAUUCUCCUUAGUCUAUUCAUAAUUUUCUCUAAAAAUUAGAAAUUAAGAAUGUGUUGUAAAUAAAUGAUUUAUUGUACUAAUUACUUCAUUAAAUGUUAUUCCAAAAAAUAA